This is a messenger RNA of Trypanosoma conorhini, 807 nucleotides long. Its product is annotated as putative calpain-like cysteine peptidase. Lineage: Eukaryota; Euglenozoa; Kinetoplastea; Trypanosomatida; Trypanosomatidae. The record is from RefSeq and is a predicted model, not a curated record. The coding region runs from base 1 to 807 and encodes 268 amino acids. The transcript has a single exon.
AUGACGCAGGUGUCGCCGAAGGAGCUGUACACACACACGUGCACGCGGUUGGCCUGCCACGUCAACUCACAGCUCAUGCGUGACCUCCCCGACACGAUGGAGGCGUUGGCCGCAAUUAAAAAGCUCGACUUCUCGCGCAGCAUGUUAGGAAGAAGCGACGUUGAGCCGCUUGUGCAGGCCAUCUUGCGCCACUGCACGGGGCUGCAGGUGCUGAAUCUCUCGCAGAACUACCUGACCGACGACAGCGUCGUCCAAAUAUGUGAGGCGCUCCUGGCAAACACGUUGCUCCUCGUCUCACUCGACCUCUCCAACAACCCCAUCUCCAACAAGACGGGGCGCUACCUCCUGCGCUUCAUUGAGAGCAUGCCGGCACUCAAGUAUGUCGGCGUCCACAAGACACUGAUGAACGACAGCAUGCUCCGCCUCUUCCCGCACCCAAGCAACGGCUGCUGUCCGUCCGUUGCAGGGAGCAGAACCAACACCUUCGCCACUGCUGCCUCCGUGUCAACCCCCAACAUGGCCAGCAUUGGGAAGGAUAGUCAAUUAGGUAGUGUGCGCGGCACAGCAAAGGAAGACAUUCAAUACUCACCGCAAAAAUUGCAGUGGCCGGCACUAGAAACAUUAUGGAGAGCAGCAGCAGUGGCCGCGCCGACAAAAAACAAGUAUUCCGGACUCGGCACCCUCGUUUCGUCCACGCGUGUACGACGCCAUGAAAUAGGCGACGCCCAACGACUACACUUUUCUCCGGAAGAGUCAAGCAAAGGACAGCAUCGGGGACAUUCGUCGACAGUACAUGAUAAAUCAUAG